Molecule: messenger RNA, 1818 nt
Organism: Topomyia yanbarensis
Lineage: Eukaryota; Metazoa; Arthropoda; Insecta; Diptera; Culicidae
Product: trichoplein keratin filament-binding protein
Exons: 4
Coding region: 187-1653 (488 amino acids)
Biological process (GO): apoptotic process
Cellular component (GO): keratin filament
Source: RefSeq, a predicted model, not a curated record
UUUACGCAACCAAACAAAACAUCCCAACUAUCCAUAAAAAUAUUGUGCUUUGAAUGUUUCAGUUUACUGUUCCGCAAUAAGUUUUCGUUCUUGAUAAGUAGAUUUUUGAGUGAAUUGUUGAAAAUAAAGGAAACAACAUUGUAAAAAUUCAGCUUACACUUCAGAUUUUCACUUCACGUUGCGAUCAUGAAGAGUGCCAAACUGCAGGCAGCCCUCGCCAAACGUCUGGAAGCAGAGCAGAUAAAGUUCCAAAAGUCGGCGGCCAUGGAACGAUACUACGAUCAGUGGAGCAGAAUUACGUCUCGCUACGAUUCGUGGAAUUCGCCCAAGUUCAAUCAACAUGCCGAAGAUGCCCAGCGUCGACGAGAGGAAGAGGAGCAGAAGGAAGCUGCGGAGAACGAGCGGCGUGAGAGAUCGCGAGCCAAGCUGCAACAGGAAAAGGAUGAUUUUCAACGGGAAAUCAAAGCCAAAAAUCGCCCGAAACCGAAACCCAUCUCGACCGAUCUACUGGAAAGCGUACGUGACCGUCUCAACGAUCGCGAGGAAGCUAAACGAAGGAUGGAUCUCGAAGCCAGUCUGUAUACCAAGUGGCGCAAGGGUCACGACCGCGAUGCAAUCAUACUGAAUUCCAAGAACUCUCACCAAGCGAUGGCCAAGCUGAACUGGAUGGAUCGGCAGAUCGAGCAGCAGAUGCAGAGUGAAAUCGAACAGAAGAACAAUCAGGAACGUGAAAUUCGACUUCACGAAGAGGCCAGACGUCACGAGGAGGUUUUACUAGAGAAGAGCCGACUGCGAGAACAGCAAAUCAAAGAGUUGAGAAACCACCAGGAGUUUCAUGUCAAAGAACUAAAAAGCCAAGAGCAAGAAAUGAAUGAACUGAAGUUGUAUGAGUCUCGAUUGCGCACGAAGCGAGAAGAAUUCGCAAAGGAAAUAGAGCAACUACGGGUUUAUAACAGCAGGCGUCGGGAUCGUGUGGCCGCGUUGCACAAUGUGAGACGUAUUAAGAUGAUACUGCGCGAACGGUCCGAAGCAGUUCGCAAUGAUUUGAAGCAUGAUUUGCAGUUACUGCACCGAAUCUCUAUUGACAAUCCAGAAUCAAACGAAGGCAUCGAUUACCUUCGAAAGAAAUUUCAACUCCAGUACGAUUUGGAGGUCGAUCAACAGACCACGAUCGAGAACAUGUACGAAUCUGAAGCGAAGCACAAUCUCAUCAAAUGGGAAGACAAAUGGAACGAGGAAGCGCAGAUACGAGAACAACAGCUACGAUGUAUGUUGGACGAUCGUGUUUCAGAUUUCGACAGCAAACUGAUCGACUGCACUAAACGUCAGAACGAGCUGCUUGAUAUUCGCGAAACUCACAUCAAAGCUAUCGAGAGUGCUACCCAGCAAUUGAAGGAGUUGAUGAAAGAUAAAUCCAACGAGCGUAGUGUGUCUACCGACGCAACUGAUCAUCUAUGGGAGAUUCUUGAUGAGCAGCCUUCACCCAAAGCAACGGAAACUUACCGAAGUCCUACAUUCGGACAUAUUUUUCCAUCUGAUGAUUUAGACGUUAAGGAUCUAUCGCUAAGUGACAAGGUGGGCGAGACGCGUAAAGAACCGGGGACACUGUCAGCUCCUCAGUUCGGUAAGAAGAAAGUAGCCUGGUGCUAUUAGUAGCCAAGUAAGUAUAUUUCUCCAUCCCGAACAUACUAGACGAAAACCCCUAUUGGUUGUAACUUGUAUUCAAAUAGUCAUGUGCCUUGACGUCUACCACAUUGAUAUGUUUUAUGACUGAAUCCUAAUAACACUCCGAUAUAAAUAAAAUGUUUAUCUAAUCGA